GCUGGAGUCUCAGUCGACGCCGAGCCGCCACGCGCGUAGGCUAAAUUGUUUGUUUUUUCUUGGUGAUUAAAAGUCGUCGCGCUAACACCAUUCGAUAAUAAUACAAUACAUUCGAUUCUAUAUAUAUAUAUUUCUUCAUUCAUUUUUCUAUAUAUAAUAUUAAUCAAGUUUAUUACAAUUAUAUAGAUUUAUUAUAUACGAUUUUUCUCGAGGGUGCAUCGAUAUAAGAGUUUUCGGUGAAGCCUGAUUAGUUAUAGUUUAUAGGUUCAGCGAUAAUGUUUGACUAUUAUCUACGCGUUCGUACUAUUUCCGGUGUCGCGUGAGUGCCGAUUCGUCGUUGCAAUUUUGCGCUCCGAAAACAAACAAAAAAAAACAAACUCAACGAGUGAGAAUAGGAGGAAUGCAUUAAAAACGUGCGCGCGCGUUGCAUGCUUUUGUUUCUAUAUAUACACACACCUUUAUUAUAUACACCUUUGAAUUUUCAUCGUUGCACGUCGUCAACUUUAAAUCUCACACCGUAUAAUCAUCUAUCAAGGAAAAAGGAUCCAUAGGACACGGGAUAACAUUUCGAUCCGUCUACCGAUUUUUUCCACUUCGACAUGGACUUCGUUAUACUUAAGGUAAACGGACAAGAUGUUUCUAACUCGAGUCACGAAGAUGCAGUACGUUGUUUUCAAUCGGCACAAGAACCGAUCAUCGUCGAGGUACUUAGAAGACAACCAUCGUCUCAUCAACAACAAAUUGUUCACACGCCAUCGAGAGAACACGAGAGAUCAAGUCAUGGUGGUGGUAAAAACGAAGGAACAACGAACGAGAAAGAAAUGAGCGAGGACGAGUUAGGAAAGGAAAACCCUUGCCCUUUGGUAUCGACUGCUGUUCAAACAGAUUGGGCUGGCUUGGUAGAGGAAGAAGAAUUAUUAUCUGGAACCCUUGGUGGUGAAGAACACACUAACGACAGUUUCGAGGAUUUUCUUGCACACGAUAUCGACUUCGAGGAAGUGACGUUACGUAAAAGCGGAAGUGCAGAAAAGCUUGGUCUCACGGUUUGCUAUAGUUCUGGUUCCGGUAGCGAAGACGCCGACACGGAGGUUUAUAUUUCAGAAAUAGUUCCUGAAAGUUUAGCAGCCCGUGACGGUCGGUUACGGGAAGGUGACCAAAUCUUGCGGGUGAACGGUAAAGAUGUAGCUAACAAGGAACAAACGGAAAAUUUAUUCGCCGAGACCAAGAACGCCGUGACUAUAUUAGUCAGUCGAUGUCUUUACCAGGAUGACGAGUACGAUGAUAGACGUAUUUAUCAACAGGGCUCACCACCAUUGUCCCCGGAAAAUUUGCCAGCUUAUCAGAACAGUAUGAUCGAACAACUCAUACGACAACAGCAACAACAGCAACAACAAACGGAAGAACAUACCAAAGAAACGGAAGGAGGAAACACUUCGACGUUGAAAGCACCACCUCCAAUUCCUUCACACAUGCAACAGCAACUGCAACAACCGCAAUCACCGCAACAACAACAGCAGCAACAGCAACAACAACAACAACAACAACAACAUCAAUUACCUACUCCACAACAACAACAGAGUUCUUCGAUUUUUUCAACGACCACAUCUUCAACAUGUUCUUCGCAAAAUUCACAAAAAUCAGGUAAGAAUGCAACGUCACCGGCUCAUCAUACGGAAGACAGGAAGCAAUGGAUGCAAGACGCUUUAAAGGAUUGUUCAAAGAAGAUCGAUAAUUUAUCGUUGCGAGGUCAGCAAGUUGUACCUUCGCAAACGACAAUAAAACUCGUAGAAGCUUAUUCGAGUCACAUUUGGAGCGAAACCGAACACAUUUACGAAACGAUACCAGAAUCCGAUAGCGAACCUAUUUAUUCUUCGCCUUACGAACACCAUUGGACGACGCAGCAGCAGCAGCAACAGCAGUUACAGAUGAAUCAUGGAUCUAACUCGCAGCAGUUACAAAAUCAUGGCAAUCAAACGAAACUUUGGCACUCAUCCUCAAAGAGUAACAGCUCGGGCGAAGAAAAAGAUAGUUCGAGUGCUUACAAUACAGGCGAAUCGUGCCAUAGUAAUCCUCUAACGUUAGAACUUCAUCAGGGUGAGAGAGAUCAUCACAAGAGUACGCUGGUUUUAUGUCCGCCGAAAAAUACUAGCCAGCAUCAACAACAGCAACAACAACAACAGCAACAACAACAGCAGCAGCAGCAACAGCAACAACAGCAACCAAAAAUGGGCUGUAAUUGUCCGAUGCCGAUCAUGUCGAUGACGGCCGGUGGUGGUAAACAAGGUAGCAGAAGUCAAACUACGAGGAAGAGUUCAUCUCAUCACAAGGAUCGUACGGAUUCAACUGGGAGUACCUUACCUGCUGACACUAUGUAUACGAAUGUUGCAAAUCUUCAACAAACUAUGAUGUUACAGCAACAAUUAUUCAAGCAAGCUCUCAAUCGAAAGAAUCUUACUGCUAAGGAAACAAGUGGCGCUAGAAAAUCAAAGUCCCAUGGUAACUUUCAAGCACCGAAUCUUACGCAAUAUCAAUUCGUCGGUAGCCAACAAGUUUGUUCUUCAGCCGCUUGGAUGCCACCCGAGGAAAAAUGCGAAGUCCAAAUGGAGUGGAAAGUUAAACGAAGAGCCGACGGUACCAGAUACAUCGCUAGACGUCCUGUUAGAAAUCGGAUUCUUAGGAAUAGAGCCCUUAAAAUCUCGGAAGAACGUGCUGGACACACGACGGAGGACGAAACUAUGUCUGAAAUGAAGGUUGGUCGUUAUUGGACGAAAGAGGAACGUAAAAGACAACUUGAAAGAGCUAGAGAACGUAAGCAACGACAACAAGAAUUAAUGUUGCAACAGCAACAACAGCAACAACAAUUGCAAUUGCAACACAAUAACGAUCUAUUGAUAUGCGAUUAUAACGAUGAUAAGGUAACUAAGAAGCCGCUGAACAUCGUAGAAUUGAGUCACAAAAAGAUGGCACGCAAAAAGACCACUUUAGAUGAUUUUACCACGGUACAGGAAAUGUUGGUACAUGGAAACAGAGUAGGUGCAAGUGGACCCGGUACGGGUGGUAAAUUAAUGGGAUUGCUAUCAGUUACCACGGUGUAAUUUCUUUUUAAUAACUAGAUUGUUCAUAUUAAUUGUGCAAUAAAAACCCUAUGUGCGUGCAUAAGAUAUAUAUCUUGAAGACAAUUUUCAAACUAAUUUAUUAGAACGAAGUAUGGUGAUUUCUUUACGUUUUCUUUUUUAUCUUCUCGAUUAUAAAAUGUAAAAAAUCAAAAUAAUGAAAUACUAUAAAUCUUAUCUAUUACAUAAGAUUCAAUGAUCGUCGUUUAAAUACGCGUUAGAUUAAUUAUUUUAUAAUUUUCAUCUAGAUUACGAUCUCUGUAUCUCAUCAAUGAUUUUCUUUGAAUUUAAUGACACGCCUAAUAUCGUCAAGAUAUGAUUGAUUUGUCUCUUUGUACGAUAAAGAUUAUUAUAAAAUGUGAUCGAUGUUCGUAGAUGAAAAAGCGUUAAAGUGUGAUAACGAACGAGUAAGUAAGUAAGAAAAAAAAAAAAAGAAAGAAAGAGUAUUAAAAAUUGUACCAACAACGAUGAAUAUAGAUGAAAAAAAAAAAAAGAAAAAAAAGAAAAAGAAGAAAAGAAAAACCAGAUAAAAAAAUUCGUAAAUAUUAAACACUUUAUACAAUUAUAGAAGUGUGUAACUUGCGAAAUUUUUGCUUAAUGAUUUCUCGAAUCAUUUCGUGUACAUAUACAUAGAGUUGUACGUUGAUAUAUUUGUAGAUCAAUUUUUCACAAGUUUAAAGAAAAAUUUUAAUUAUAGACCUGUAGAUAUGUAUAAUACACACAUUAAAUGUAUGCCGAUACGAUGCUGGGGGGCUUGGUUCUUCUUCCAAAAAAAAAGAAAAAAGAAAAAAAAAAAAUAUAAUUCUCUGAGUGGUAUUUGUAAUUAUGUUUUCUUUUUUUGUUGAAUCAACACACACACACAACAAGCCUUUGUAUAUUUGCUCGACGUUGUGCAUUGUUAUAAUCGAAGAUUAUAUAUAUAUAUAGAUAUAUAAUAUAUUAUAUUAUAUAUUAUAUUAUAUUAUGGGAUGUUAAACAAUUUAUCCGCUUUAAUCCGUGGAAUCUCUCAAGAAAACAAAAAUUUAUAUUUCUCCAACCUCGUAAAGUAAAAAAUGAAUUCUUCGCAUUGACGUGUACAAUCUCCAAUUUUUUAUACGUGUGUACAUUAAUGCACAUAAUGUACAUUGCUCUGUAUGAAUUUAUCCUCCGUUUAAGAUUAUUUUCGACUGAUGAUGAUACGUAUAUAUAUAUAUAUAUAUAUAUUGUUUAUGUACGUGCUGUGCAAAAGUGUGUAGCGGUAAAACGACAAAUCACUUUUUAACACCACCGUUAAUAAAAGCGCCGCAUGCAUUUAUUUCCUCGCGGAUAUAUUAUGUAUAUGUAACGUAUAAAAGAUUGAUAAGGAUUAUGUGUAACUAACUUGAAACCGUAUCAGACGCGAUCUAUCACAGUAAGCAUGAUAAUAUUGUCUGUAAUCUAGAUUAAAUAUUCUCGGCAAAAGCGUAUUAUAACUUUACGAAAAAAAUUAUCAAAUAUGCUGUGUUUUGUAUGUAGAUGCGCCGUAAUAAUUCUAAAUAUGUAUAAUAUAAAUAACGCUCGAAUAAAAUAUAAGAUAUUGAUAUACGGAUUGCAAACAUACAAGCAA
Molecule: messenger RNA, 4698 nt
Organism: Polistes canadensis
Lineage: Eukaryota; Metazoa; Arthropoda; Insecta; Hymenoptera; Vespidae
Gene: Slip1
Product: PDZ domain-containing RING finger protein 4-like
Exons: 7
Coding region: 600-3095 (831 amino acids)
Molecular function (GO): protein binding
Source: RefSeq, a predicted model, not a curated record